AUGGGUCGUUAUUCUCGGGAGCCAGAUAAUCCAGCUAAAUCAUGCAAGGCGCGUGGCUCGAAUCUGCGUGUUCAUUUUAAGAACACAUACGAGACAGCAAUGGCAAUCAGAAAAUUACCUCUGCGCCGUGCUGUACGCUACCUUAAAAAUGUAGUUGACAAGAAAGAGUGCAUUCCUUUCCGUCGUUUCAAUGGUGGAGUUGGCCGUUGUGCUCAGGCUAAGCAGUUCGGGACCACACAAGGCCGUUGGCCAAAGAAAUCAGCAGAGUUCCUGCUUCAGCUUCUAAGGAAUGCUGAAUCAAACGCCGACUACAAAGGCUUAGAUGUUGACAGGCUGGUCAUUGACCAUAUUCAGGUGAAUCGCGCUCCCUGCUUACGCAGACGCACAUACCGUGCUCACGGUCGUAUCAACCCCUAUAUGUCCUCCCCGUGCCACAUCGAGGUGUGCCUCAGUGAACGCGAGGACGCCGUUGCCCGGGCCGCGCCCACUGAUGACGCGCCCGCUAAGAAGAAGCUGUCCAAAAAGAAGCUCGCUCGCCAGAAGGAAAAGAUGAUGAGGGAAUAG
Molecule: messenger RNA, 564 nt
Organism: Parnassius mnemosyne (clouded apollo)
Lineage: Eukaryota; Metazoa; Arthropoda; Insecta; Lepidoptera; Papilionidae
Source: the annotation of a GenBank genome assembly